Molecule: messenger RNA, 816 nt
Organism: Vigna umbellata (rice bean)
Lineage: Eukaryota; Viridiplantae; Streptophyta; Magnoliopsida; Fabales; Fabaceae
Source: RefSeq, a predicted model, not a curated record
GAGUCCAGAGAACCGUUAGAGAGAUCUGUAUCUGACAAUUUUUGUGGAAGACAGGACUCUUCAUCCUCAGAUAUGCUGGAUCCACAGUUUCAGAACUCUAGCCCCUCAACGGUUUCCAGACAUCCAUAUUCUCUUUAUGGUGAAAGAGAAGGUGAAUCAGCUCAGAGAUGUAGAGCUAGACUGGAGAGGCAUCGCCGAACAGCUGAGCGUGCAGCAAAAGCUUUGGCAGAAAAGAAUAUGCGUGACCUUCUAGCUCAGAAGGAGCAAGCUGAGAGAAAUAGACUAUCAGAGACUCUGGAUGCUGAAGUAAGGAGGUGGUCAGGUGGAAAAGAAGGAAACUUGCGUGCCUUACUUUCUACAUUGCAAUAUAUCCUUGGGCCUGAUUCUGGGUGGCAAUCAAUCCCAUUGACGGAGGUCAUUACUUCUGCUGCUGUGAAGAAAGCUUACAGGAAGGCCACCCUGUGUGUUCAUCCUGACAAAUUACAGCAACGUGGGGCUAGUAUUCAACACAAAUACAUAUGUGAAAAAGUUUUUGAUCUUUUGAAGGAAGCUUGGAACAAAUUCAACUCAGAGGAGCGGUAACAUGCCUGGCGGCCCAGGUCUGGUUUUUCUCUCUCCCUUUCUCUUGCAAUUGUGUAUAGAAGCCUCACCUUUGCCGGAAGGCACGCAGUCCCAGCUUCCAAAAACUUUUAUAAUUAUUUUGUCAAAGUAUAUGUUCUGUUGUAAUAGUCUCAUCAAGAGUAAAUAGAUACAUAAAUUAUGAAGCUGUAGAAGCUAAAUUGGCAAUUUGUAUGAGCAAAAUAUUUGUUAUUAUCA